GCUUGGCGUAUGACGCUUUGUUUACGUUUGCAUCUGCCAUUUGUAGCGCUUGUUUUCGGCUUGCAUUUAGGAGAAUUGCGUGAAAUCCCGGUGUUUUGCGGCUUUAUCAAUUAAAAUGGGUUCGAAAAAGCACAAGAAACACAAAUCGGAACGCAAGGAACGUGAAAGUGGUAAAGAAAAAUCGUUCAGUCUUGAUCGACCACCAAGCCUUAAACUAAUACUGAAAGUUAGUGGCAACAGCUCUACACCCGAGCAUGGGAACGAUUCGCCAGCGUACGGUAUCCAGUCGGAUGGAGGAAGUACCCUGUUUACUAGUACCAGCGGAGACUAUCCGGAGCGACACAAAAAGUCGAAAAAGAAGAAAAAGAAAAAGGAUCGUGAAAAGAAACACAAACAUCACCACAAGGAGAAGCGCCACCGGCACCGGGGUGAUGACACCAGCCACGGUGAGGAAGAUGAGGAAGAGGAAGACUUUAACAGCUACGGUGACGAGAGUUCCCAAACCACUGUAGAUCCGGUGUCGAACGUGCACUAUCCGGCAGCCAGUUCGGUAGCGGCUGCAGCGGUGGCAGCCGUGGCCAGUUCAUCGCUGGCUGCUCAACCCGUAACGAAACCUCUGCUACCGGAAGCACUGCUGACCCCGAAACUAGAGUCAGACAUUGAACCGGAAUCCGUCCCCGAGUGCUCAGCGGAGCAUGACGGAGUGAUGUUGGGUGGUGGACUUGUGCCUAAGGAAGAGCUUACGACGGCACCAAGCUCGGUAACGACCGAUGAGCCACUGCAAAGCCCCGGCUCAAUGCAGUCGUCUUCGCGGCCGGGCAGCAAGAUUGAUUUCCACGAUACCAGCUCGAGUCAGGCACCGAAAACCCCUAACUCCGACUGUAGUGGACGGGAGCCGCGGAGUUGCGUGCUGAAACAAAAGCAAAGUCGUUCGCCACUGAACAAACUGCUUGAUCAUUUGUUAAAAGCGUUGGAGAAGCGUGAUCCACAUCAAUUCUUUGCCUGGCCCGUUACCGAUGAUAUCGCACCUGGCUAUUCAUCGAUCAUUCACAAACCGAUGGACUUUUCCACCAUACGCCAGAAGAUAGAGGACAAUGAGUACGGUUCGGUGUCGGAAUUUAGUGACGAUUUCAAAUUAAUGUGCGAGAACGCGAUCAAGUACAAUCACUCGGAGACGGUUUAUCAUAAAGCGGCAAAGAAGCUGCUUCACGUGGGUGCCCGUUUGCUGCAGACAGACAAUCUGAUGCGCUCGUUACGCCCGCUGAUGACGUACAUGCGCGAGCUGACCGCUAAAGAGCUCGGGUUCGAACUACCGAUUGGAUCCGCCGAUGGAACAGACAGCGAUUUCCAUCUACAGCACCACACAGCGGAUUCGGCCGAUGAGGCGAUGGCGGCCGCAGUCGACGAAGGCAUCAAUGCGCAGAUCGAGGAAGAGGAAAAGCGUAAACAAAUUCGGCUGGAAAACAAUCCGCACACCAAAUUCGAGGCUUUCGUAGACGACUUGACGGCGGACGAAGUGUUGGCCCAGGUGCAGAGUGUGGCACUGAACGCUCGUACCAAGCUGCUAAAGCGAAAGUCGGCCCACAAGCUAGGUUUUCUGAGGCAGCACAAAGACGGUACGACGUCGAUGAAGAUUCUGCUCGACACCAAGUCGGAGGGAGGCGAAGGAGGUCCAGAGCGGACGGUAACGCUAGGAGCGCACACGGGUAAGUUGCAGUACGGCACGGGGCAACUGCAGGGCUUCCGGGAGGAUCGUCGCAAUAGUGCAAAAAUCGUGAAACCCCUCAGCUACGGGGCGUUUAGUUCGUUUGCACCCGUCUUUGAUUCCCGGUUUGCCAAUCUCAGCAAGGAGGAAACAGAAAUGGUGCUGAAUACGUACGGUUGUGAGACGGGUGCCGAUUACGCAGAGAGCAUUUUGCGCUUUGCAAUGGACAGUCCGUUUGCGGCUGGGAUGGCGCACAAUCUGCUGGACGUUUUAACAAAUGGUGAGCAUCGGCAGACGUACGGGAAGCUGUACGAAUCGCAUAUGCAGCGUGAAGAGCGUGAUGCCGUUCGGCAUACAUUCCUCGAUCCGGCUGAGGUGGCCGAAGAGGUGAAGCGGUACGCAAACGUACGAAUCGAUUUCGACAAUUUACGGUCCUUGUCGAGCCUUGGUGUUGAUAUGCAAUUCCUGGACGAGCUCGAAUAUCAACUGAAGGGUGCCGAAAUCGGUCCACAGUUACAACAGUCGCUGAGCACCAACUCGGAUCUGUUGCAGAAGCUGCAUCAGCUGCAGACGGAUCGUUUGUCGGCCCCCCUACCGGCACAUCUGUCACACAUUCAACAUCCAUCAGAAGGAGAAUUGGAGCUGGCGGGCCAGAUUACGAGCAAUUUAACGCAGAUCGCGAAACAGCUUCCACCGGCGGCGAUCGCACAUCCUCAGUCAUUAAGAAAAGCGUUGGGAAUAAACUCAGAUAUGUUUCAAGCAUCACCAGGAGGAAACCAGUCAUCAGUACCUGCACAACCACUUCAAGCGCCACAGCAACAGCAAGCAAAUGGAAACGGGGCGUCCUCUCAGCCGCCCGGUAGCAGUAUUUCAAACGCAAACCAAGUACCAACACCGACUGUUGACAUUGACACUACGCCGAUGGAUAUGGAUCUCGAACCGGAACCCAUCUCGCACCAUCACCAUCAGCACCAUCCGCAUCCGCACCAUCUCACCCGGCAACCUUCCACUCAGCAGCAGUCGAUAAUUCAAGCGAACCCCCCCGUUGUUUCUGCCGCACCAUCGGUCGAUAUUGACAGCGAGUUGCGUGAGUUUCUGGGAGGAUCCACGCUAAACCAAGCCGGCCCCAGUACAGCGGACGGGACGGAAUCGUCCGAUGCGGCUUGUAUCGAGCAAAUGUUGAUGGAUUAAGGAUAGAUUUGUGGUGGGAUUUGUCGCGUUUGUCUAUGUGUGUUUUGUGUAUUUUGUUGUAGAAGAACUGUAUGGAAACAUUGUAUUUUUUAUAUAAAGAAACAAAUGAUAGGAUCAGGUAUAUUAAGGAGAGAUAAUGAAUAUUUUAUCAAUAUAUCAUUGCAAGUGCGAGUCGAGAGAAAACUCUCAAAACAAAAACAAAAAUCUUAUUCAAGUUAAAGACAUGGUUGAAAUUUUAACUUUCUUUAGUGUACGAUACAAUUAGAUUAAAUAAAUUGACACAACAUAACAUGGAUUUGUAUCAUUGUUAAUAUAUAA
This is a messenger RNA of Anopheles funestus (African malaria mosquito), 3214 nucleotides long. RefSeq names its product bromodomain-containing protein 7 (gene Brd7-9). The coding region runs from base 116 to 2896 and encodes 926 amino acids. Gene Ontology annotation, biological process: regulation of transcription by RNA polymerase II. The record is from RefSeq and is a predicted model, not a curated record. The transcript has 4 exons. Gene Ontology annotation, cellular component: nucleus. Lineage: Eukaryota; Metazoa; Arthropoda; Insecta; Diptera; Culicidae.